Molecule: messenger RNA, 1318 nt
Organism: Trypanosoma grayi
Lineage: Eukaryota; Euglenozoa; Kinetoplastea; Trypanosomatida; Trypanosomatidae
Product: RNA pseudouridylate synthase protein
Exons: 1
Source: RefSeq, a predicted model, not a curated record
AUGGCGCUGCGUAAGUCAGCGGCAGUAACUGCCGGUCGCGUUCCUGUUCCGCGCGCGUACGUGCGGGCCGCGUUGCGGGGUCUGCAAGGGGUCGCGGGGCGCCAGUUUUGCGCAGGCACACCGUAUAACUGCCGUCAUCUACUUGAUGAGGCGCUGCGUUACACAUCGGCUUUUCAAGAACGGUGCUCGAAACGCUGGGCAGAGGCUGCUCUCGUCUCCGCGUCGCACAACGGUGGCGUGGGUAUCGGAGGAGGAGUGACUAUUGUUCCUGGAUCGGUUCGGACGCUGCAGCACCUAGUCGCCCUUGAUGGCGAAGAUAACAGUUCCCAUUUGGAAAGUGCUAACACUGCAGUGGAUGAAGAAGAACAUCAGCAGAGUUUUGUUCCGACUUUUGCAGAGAAGCAGCAAGCAAGGCUCCACGCCACGCUGCAGCAGUGGGUGGUUUACUGCGGUUUCCGCACCACACGAACUGAUUUUGAGUCGUGGCAACCCAUGGUAUCGAGAGUGCUCCUUUUAUCACCGUCACGAGUGGUUCCAUCGAGCAGAAGCAGCCCAGAGGCUGCAAAUCUACUCGAGGCGUCGCUACGCCGCCGUGGGGCGAAGGCGUACGUAGAUUUGCUCGUACAUCACCGAUUGGCAUUACGGAGGGAAGAAGAAUGGGUAGUGGUGUGUGAAUUGUGUGCCCCUGCUAAAGAAUUGCCGAGACGGAGUGAUGGAGAUGCAGUGCCACCUGUGAUGUCACUGCCCUUUAUUCGCUCCUCUACUGUUGACGCGUCCUGGGAGCGGAGUCUUGCGGUGCUUUCAUGGGCAGUGCAGUUUCAGCAGAAGAAACCGCAUGAACGGUGUCACAUCUCCUCUGCUGAUAUUUCCUCUGUCCUCCAGCAGUACGUCCAGCACUUUGGACAGCGCAUACAAGUAUCAGAGAUUCCACUUGAGACCGAUGAGGAUGGAGGUGCUGUACCGCUGACCGUAUCGGCCGAACAGGACGUUGUGGCGCGGCUACAACGGUGGUGGGCCGCUGCGCGUGCAGUGGAGCAGCAGAGCCCGAAGCUCGCAGCGGCGUGCCGCGUCGAUCACACGGCACCAGGAUGGAUGCACGUAGAGGGCCGGAAAGUGGCGCUGGCGCCGUGUGGCGAGGCCCCCACAGCGAGUGGCACCGUCUUUGCGGAGCUGCUGCUCCAGGGGCGCUGGGCGGAGGUGCAGCAGCGUAUAGAGCGUGUGGCCAUUGAGGCGUCGCGACGGCAGGGGCCCACCGAGUCAACAGGCGGCGAGGCGGCGGAAGUUGCGACGGUCGUCGGCGAGGCGUGGGGGGACCGCC